Molecule: messenger RNA, 1527 nt
Organism: Oreochromis aureus
Lineage: Eukaryota; Metazoa; Chordata; Actinopteri; Cichliformes; Cichlidae
Gene: mob3a
Product: MOB kinase activator 3A
Exons: 4
Coding region: 390-1040 (216 amino acids)
Biological process (GO): positive regulation of protein phosphorylation; signal transduction
Cellular component (GO): cytoplasm; nucleus
Molecular function (GO): protein kinase activator activity
Source: RefSeq, a predicted model, not a curated record
CGCUAAAGCCGCUAGCUUGGCGCUGGUGUACUUUUCGUUUCACAGGGAGGAGUCAGACAUUAGUUUCUUUAUCAAAGUGACAUGUUCGUGCCGUUAUUUCUAAUUCUACGACAUGUAUCGCACCGUGUGUCCAUAAUGUAGCCCGUCUGUGGUAUCGACAUAAAGCUAUCGAUCAGCGACCAGAUACUUCUCGACAAAAGGUCGAAGGAAACAGGAAGGCGGAAACAAGACCGCAAAGUCAGAGACUCAGUCCAGAUAAAAACCACGACAAUCCGUAACCAAAAAACCCACACUGGCUGUUCACACAACCUUUUGACAGCUUCCAUUUCAACGGUAAAUCAUUCACCCGAAGCGUUCGAACAGAUCGUCUGCCGCCACCACAUGCGACCAUGUCCAUGGCCCUGAAACAAGUCUUCAACAAAGAUAGGACAUUCCGGCCCAAGCGCAAGUUUGAGCCCGGGACGCAGCGCUUCGAGCUGCACAAGAAGGCCCAGGCGUCCCUGAACGCCGGCCUGGACCUGAAGCUGGCUGUGCAGCUGCCCCACGGUGAGGACCUCAAUGAUUGGGUGGCCGUCCACGUGGUCGACUUCUUCAACCGCAUCAACCUCAUCUACGGCACCAUCAGUGACUCGUGCACCGAUCAAACCUGCCCAGUCAUGUCGGGUGGGCCCAAGUACGAAUACCGCUGGCAAGACGAGCACAAGUACAAGAAGCCGACCGCCCUGUCAGCUCCCAAAUACAUGAGCCUGCUCAUGGACUGGAUCGAGGUACAGAUCAACAACGAGAACAUCUUCCCCACCAACGUCGGUACUCCCUUCCCUAAGACGUUCAUGCAGGUGGCUAAGAAGAUUUUGUCGCGUCUGUUCCGGGUGUUUGUCCACGUCUACAUCCACCACUUUGACCGCGUGAGCCAGAUGGGGGCAGAGGCUCACGUCAACACCUGCUACAAGCAUUUCUAUUACUUUGUCACUGAGUUCAACCUCACGGACCACAAAGAGCUGGAGCCCCUGAAAGAGAUGACCUCUCGGAUGUGCCACUGAGGGACCUGAGGACACGGCGAAUGGAUGCAUCCGUCCAUCUUGAAGACUGCAUUGGAGAACGGAAAACGAGCAAUCAAAUCCAGAGUCUAUUUUUAUAUUUAAGUACUGUAAUCUAUUUUAGCUGCAUACUGUAGGUUUAACCAGGAAGCCUGUUGCGCCAGGGCGUUCUGCUCCUUCUGAAAAGUUUUCAGACAUUUUAUCAGAGCACAGUAUUAAGAGGUCUAUGUUUGUGUUCAUGUUUCUUCUUUUGAAUCUCAAUCAUUCCAGGAUGCUUCCUCUUUUUUUUUCUGUUCCAAAUGAUCUAAAAUUAGUACGAUUUCUUACUUUUCAUCUGUAAAUCUCAGUAUGUUCUUACAUUAAAGUGAUUCUCAGCUCUUUCUGAUGCCGAUGGUAAUGGGCUGCAGCAUUUUUUUUUUUAAGUCAUAAAAACCUUAAGAUUAAACUGAGGGAAACGGAGGAAAUAAACAGAGUAUUUUACUGAACUGAA